This is a messenger RNA of Dovyalis caffra, 1731 nucleotides long. The record is from the annotation of a GenBank genome assembly. NCBI's taxonomy places the organism in Eukaryota, Viridiplantae, Streptophyta, Magnoliopsida, Malpighiales, Salicaceae.
AUGAGGGAAUUAGUGACAGUUCAAGUUGGAGGUUUUGCAAAUUUCAUCGGCUCCCAUUUCUGGAACUUCCAGGAUGAGUUGCUUGGAUUGGCUGGGGAUCCUGACAGUGAUCCGGUUUUCAAAAAUCAAAACCAGUACGUCAAUAUGGACACUCUCUACCGCUCAGGUGAAACACACCAAGGUGUUCAAACUUAUACUCCUCGCUUACUCUCGAUAGACUACCAAGGGUCCCUUGGAUCUAUGAGUUCAAGUGGUGCGUUGUAUAACGAGAGCUCAUCGGCACCUUCGAAUGUUUCCACAUGGACUGGUAAUUUUUCAACUUAUGCAUCUGAACCGUUAAAGAAGAAUUUGUUCUUGCAAAGUUUGUAUGAGGAAGAGCAGGAGAACUUGAGGCUCUCAAAUGGUAUAAGCAGCGGGAAGAACGAUAAUCCAACAGAAAUUCAAGAUCAGGACAUAGUUGAAUGUUUAGAAAAUCAUGUCCAGUAUUGGACGGAUUUCUCAAAAGUCCACUACCAUCCUCAGAGUUUAUACGAGUUAAAUGGAUUAUGGAUGAAUAGUACAGAAUUUGACAAUUAUGGAAUUGGGAGGGAUAUUUUUUCUGGGGGUUUACGUGGAGAAGAAAUAAGUGAGAGGCUUCGGUUUUUUGUAGAAGAGUGUGACCACAUUCAGGGAUUUCAAUUCAUUGUUGACGAUUCAGGAGGUUUCUCUCCUAUAGCUGCAGACUUUUUGGAGAGUAUUGCAGAUGAAUAUACGAAUACACCAGUCUUACUUUAUACUGUGAGGGCUCCUGGUUCUCAUAUGAACCCGACUAGCCGGAAGCAAAAAAUUUCCAGGAGCCUUCAUGAUGCACUUUCUUUUUCAAGACUGUCAUCCUUCUGUAAAUUGAUUGUGCCAGUUGGUUUGCCCUUAUUAAGUACAAGUAAAGCUUCCAAGUUCCUUUGCAUUAAAGAUGAGAAGCCUUACCACAGCAGUGCACUGUACGCUGCCGCUCUACACUCUAUUAGUGUCCCUUUCCGAAUGGAGCCACUUGGACCUGCUGCAGAUUCUUAUAAUUUUUCUGGUGCUGUGGAUGUGAAUGGAGUUGUACAAAUGUUAGCAGGGCAAGCUAGGCAAAAUAUGGUGACUAUUCUGGAUGCUGCAAUGCCAGCACCUCCUAUUACUGGGAAACAGGUUGAACACUCUUUACUGGGGAAUUUGCACCCAUUAACACCAGAGAUUGCAGAAGAUUUGGAAGAUAUGCAAGCAGUGGAAUCCAUGAAUGUUCAUGGAGCUCUUGGAUCAGGAGGUCACUAUGCUUCCAUUUCUGAAGUAACAGAUUCAGUUAAUGCUGUUUAUGAAAACGCCUUAUCGAGACCAAAGUUCUGUCAUCUAUCUGUCUCUCCUUGCCCUCUUCCAAUACCAUUGCCAUUUCCUAAAAUCUUUGGGAGCCUUGUUGGCCAACAUGGUGAGCUCUUCAGCAGCCCGGUUCCAGGCUCUUCAUCAAGGGGAUCACUUGAUGUCCAUUCCAUCCCCAUGGCAACUAGACUACGGUCUAGCACAGCUGUCUUGCCAUUUUUGGAGAAUAGGUUGGCAAAUCUUCGUAGACUUGGAAUUCAGCAAGGAGCACCAGGGACUGAGUUGUUUACAAGCUGGGGUUUUGGGAAGGAUGAAUUAGAAGACAUGGAAGAGACGCUAUCUAAAAUGGUUACAACACUCGACGACCGUGCUCAACUAUCCUCUGACUCAGAUUAA